CCAAGAUCGCCAUGUUCUCUUCAAAGCUCAUCACACCACAAGAUUUCCACGAGAUACACUCUCAAUCCCACGAUGACAGCCAAAGAAUCAUCCCCGUGGCCGCCGGUCGCACCGCGCACAUUCCCUUCUUCAAUGCCAGCCACAUCCCGGGUUCGAUAUUCUUCAAUAUGGACAUCAUCCGGAACCCAGACACUCCGUAUCCAUUAAUGGUGCCCACUCCCGCGACUUUCUCGCGCGAGAUGUCCAAACUCGGUCUCCGUCCCAGCGACGUCGUGGUGGUCUACGACGCCGCAGAGAUAGGAACCUACAACGCUCCGCGGGUGGCGUGGAUGUUCCGCAUUUUUGGUCACAAGCAUGUCCAUGUCCUGAACAACUUCAGGCUAUAUAAAGAACUGGGUCUUCCCGUGGAAACGGGGGAUGUUGUGGGACACACUCUACCCCGCGAAUCAGGAGAGGCGGAGACGUAUCCUUGUGCUCAGAUUGAUCAGGAGAAGGUCAUAUCGUACUCGGACCUGUGUGAUCUUCUCGCGCAAGCCGACCAAACUUACCAAAUCCUGGACACGCGCACAAACGCCCUGUUUACCGGAGAGGACGGAUACUCAGACCCAAGUAUUCAAAGAGGCCACAUCCCCGGCUCUGUGAACAUUCCUCUGUCAACGGUAUUGAAUGAGAAUGGUGCGAUUAAGACACCGUCGGAGUUGAGAGCCUUGUUUGAACAGUCCGGGCUCAGUGAGAAGCCAGUUAUUCUAAGUUGCAAUUCUGGGGUCACGGCGGCGACGGUGGAGGUGGCGUUGGAGGAGUCGGGGUAUGCAAUGCCCAAGAGGUUGUACGACGGGAGUUGGAUGGAGUGGGGGAAAGUUUCUUCUCCGGCGUCUAUUGCGAGGGGAAAGGAGUGAAUGAAGUGCGGGAUAUAGGUGCAUGCCAUAGAAAAUAGAUUUCCUAGAACCCCUGGGUACUGGCCUUCUGGGAAGUCCCAACGUCUGAAAAUCGUGGCUGAUUGCAUCCAGGGCCUGUAUAAGCUGUAUUUGAUCUAU
Molecule: messenger RNA, 1034 nt
Organism: Aspergillus steynii IBT 23096
Lineage: Eukaryota; Fungi; Ascomycota; Eurotiomycetes; Eurotiales; Aspergillaceae
Product: sulfurtransferase
Exons: 2
Coding region: 12-896 (294 amino acids)
Biological process (GO): transsulfuration
Cellular component (GO): mitochondrion
Molecular function (GO): thiosulfate-cyanide sulfurtransferase activity
Source: RefSeq, a predicted model, not a curated record